AUAACUCGGGUCAUGCACCAUUUUGGACAAAUUUUUGCAUACAAAGUACAACGUUCGCUUUCGCACGCGCCAUUGACGAGUGUUAUUUUGCCGCGGGACGUGAGCACAACGACAACAAUACGUGUGCUAUAAGUAGGCCAUCGGAUUUUAAAAAGGAAAUUUCACUCUUCAUCCAGGUCGAAUAUGGCAACUUCUGAGAAGGCCCCCUCGUCUGAACAGCAGGUCCGACUCAUAACAUGGUACAUACCCCGCUCUACUUCCACCGUUCUGGCCAAGUGCCUGAGCUUCGUCGAAGACACCAAGGUUUUCUUCGAAAUGUUUGGAAACGUCAACAUGCUACAGGAUGCGGAGAAGACAGAAGACGGAGCGGCUAAUGUCUCUGAAACCGGGCAAAAGUUUCUAGCAUUAAUGGAGGAAACCUCCAAGGUGAGUGACGUAUCGGCAGGGAUUGAUGCGUCCCAGGCCACCUACCAAUCGGUCAAGGAGCAAUUCGAAGAAGCCCAUCCUGGCAAGAGGUUCAUCUUCGCCAAGGAUGUAGCAUAUACCAUCACGGGCCACCUGGAGUUCAUCCCGAAGGGUUACCGUCACCUCUUCCUCAUCCGUCACCCCCUUAAAGCCUUCCCGUCUAUGAAGAAGAUGUUCCUGCAGACAGCGAAGGAUUUGUCUCCGGAGGAGUUCCGCAUGGAUGAGCUGCCUCCCAACUGGUUCCCGAAAGGCUUCGGCUUCAAGGAGACCUUGGAGCUGUUUGAGCACGUCAAGAAGGAGGUCGACCCAGAAGCGAUGAUCGUCGACUCUGAUGACCUCCUGCAAGAUCCUAAAGGAAUCCUGUCAGCACUCUUCAAAGACAUCGGGCUGCCGUUUGAUGAGAAGAUUCUACACUGGGAGGCCGGGGAUGCAGUCAUCAAGGAAUGGGUCGUGCCUCGUCUCUACUUACAAGGUGACCAGAUGGGAAAUUUCUACAAGAACGCACUGGACAGUACCUGCUUUCAGAAGCCGAAAGCUCUUCCGGAUCGCGCGUCUAUUUCUCCUGACCUCCUUCGUCUCGUAGACGCAUCCAUGCCGUACUACGAGAAAAUGUACAGCCAGCGCCUAUCAGGAUAGACUUUGAUCAUAUGAAUUAAUUUCUAUAAACAGUUUCGCCGUUUGAAAAGAGAACAUAUUUAAUUGUAUGUAUUUGUUUAUUUAUAUAUACAAAGAAUAACUCUGUUAACAUGCUUCUUGGUAUGAGAAGAAUCUCAAUCGUUUAUCAGUUUUUGUAAUUGAAGAAUGUCUAACUUUAUCGUUAAUAUUUGAAACGACUAAAAUAAGGCAUUCAUGUUGUACAUCUGAGUACGUCAUUGUGACGUGGUAUGUCAAUUUG
This is a messenger RNA of Patiria miniata (bat star), 1360 nucleotides long. RefSeq lists its product as uncharacterized. Lineage: Eukaryota; Metazoa; Echinodermata; Asteroidea; Valvatida; Asterinidae. The record is from RefSeq and is a predicted model, not a curated record. Bases 184 to 1101 code for a protein of 305 amino acids. The transcript is spliced from 2 exons.